UUCCUCUCCAGGGUCCCGGUUUUCUUGUAGCCCGCUUGGUGGUCUCUCUAAAGCCUGAGUCUACAAAGGAAGGGAUGCUCGGAGUGUUCCCCGAAGGGAGAAAGGGAGGGCUAGGGGGAGGACAGACGUCCCGGAGCCCUAAUAACGUCGGGGCAAGAUGAACUCAGGGUUUCGGGGAGACAAACGGCGCCCCUGCUGAGUAAGAGCCAUGAACCUGUGGGUCUUGCUUCUCCUGGCUGUGGUGACCCUCGGACGAGCCACCUACAGGCCCCUGGAAAAACCUCCCUGUGAUAUGGUGGACAUGGAGGUCCUGUGCCACAGCCGGGGGCUUCUGCAGAUCCCCGCAGUCCUCCAUGCAGACAGCAAGGCCCUUGACCUGUCUCAGAACCAACUGCAGAGCAUCCUGGAGACUCCACUCAUCUUUUACACUGCUCUCCAACGCCUAGAUUUAAGCUCCAAUCAGAUCAGCUUCAUUCAGUCUGGCAUUUUCACCAGCCUGCCGCAGCUGGAGUACCUCAACCUGGCCCGAAACCGCCUGGGGCGGGCGUCCCCCCAGAAUGCCAACGCGGGCCUCGGGCUCCUGCCCCGUGUGACCACCCUGGACCUCUCGAGCAAUGGCCUGUACAGCGGCCUGGCUGAGGCCUUCCUGGAGGACGCCCCGCGCCUGCUCUCGCUCUCCUUGGCGGAAAACAGCCUCACCCGGAUUUCCCGCUGGACCCUGCGGGGAGUGCCGGCCCUUGAGGAGCUGGACCUGCACAGCAACGUGAUCAUGGAGAUCGAGGAGGGGGCCUUCGACGACCUGCCCCACCUCGCCCGCCUCAACCUCUCCAUGAACUCCAUCACUUGCAUUUCCGACUUCAGCCUCCUGCAGCUGCGGUUCUUGGAUCUGAGCCGCAACAGCAUAGAGACCUUCCAGACGGCCCCCUCGGACCAGGAGUACCAGCUCCACUGGCUCGACCUGCGAGAGAACAAGCUGGCCCAGUUUCCCGACCUGCCCAGGCGCAACCAGCUCAUCUAUCUGAACGUCUCCAACAACCUGAUCCAGAUGCGGCCCACCUCCUCCCUUAGCGACCCGGGCGCGGAGGCCUGGGCCGUCGGUCCCCAGCCGCCCACUGACCCAAGCGCGAACGACAGCUUCCCCGCCCUCUCCCAUCUCUUGUUCUUGGACCUGAGCUACAAUGAGAUUGAAAGCAUCCCACAGGGAUUCUUGGACCCCAUGACUUCCCUGCAGUUCCUCAACCUCAGCAGGAACUGCCUCCGCACCUUCGAGGCCGAGUGGGAGCGCGCCCUGCCCAGCCUGGACACCCUGGAUGUGAGCCACAAUGACCUGCAGGGCUUCGCGGUGGGCCUCCACGGCCUGGCCAGCCUGCGGCAGCUCUUCCUGCAGCACAAUGCCCUGACUGCCCUGCCGCCUCUCACGCUUGCCAACCUCCCCAAGAUCCAGCGCGUGGACCUCCAGAGAAACCAGGUCCGUCCCUGCGGAGCCUGGCGGGCCCUGGCGGAGCCGGCUGCCUCGGGCUGCCUGGUCUUCUCCGGGAUCCCCUCUCUCCAAGCCCUGAACCUGGCGGGCAACGCCUUGCACAGGCUUCCAGAGGGCGCGUUCCUGCAAACCCCCCUCGUCACUUUGGACCUCUCGGCAAAUCCAGGCUUAGAGGUCGUCCCUGGUGCUCUGGCCGGGCUGGAAGCCUCCCUGGAGGUGCUGCAGCUGCAGGGGAAUGGCCUGGAUGCCCUCCACGUCGACCUUCCCCGCUUCACGCGGUUAAAGCAGCUCAAUCUCUCGGAGAACCAGCUGAGCUGGCUCCCCGCCUGGACCCGGGAGGCCUCCCUUGAAAAGCUGGACCUUCGAAACAACAGCUUCAGCCACCUUGAGAGCCGCGAUAUGAGUGGGCUGGAGGGGAGCCUCCGGCGCCUCUACCUGGCAGGGAACCCGCUGGCGUGCUGUGGCAACGGCUGGCUGGUGGCUGUGAUCCAGAGGGGAAGCGUGGACAUCGCCAACCUCGAGGAGCUGAAGUGCCGGCAUUCCAAGGACUUCAGCAGCCAGGAGGACGUCCCCUUCCUCCGCGUCCGCCCUGAGGACUGUGAGAAAGAGGGGCUCAAGAAAAUCAACGUGCUCAUCCUCCUCAUAGUUGCUCUAGUCUUGUCCGUCCUCCUCAUUGGAGUGGCUCUUUUUUGUUGCUUCUGCCGGCAGGAGUUUAACCAGCAUUUCAAAGCCUAACCCCGGGAAGGGUGGCUCCUGGCCACCUUCCUGCGGUAGAGUCAUUCUCAGUUCUUAGGAAUAUGCGGCUUUAUUGGGGUCUUAAAAGCCGGCAGGAAUCUUAGGGCUCAUUUAGUCCAACCCUUCUUUUUAUAGAAGGGGAAACUGAGGCUCAGAGAGGUUAAGGAACUUGUCUGAGAUCACACAACUCGUAAAUAUGAGGUCUAGAUCUCCUGGGAAUUUGGACACAUUUUCCGGGAAUGACCUUCAUCCGUUUAGCUAUCCAUUAGUUGAUUGUGUUCAGAAAAUGUAGGGAUCCCUGAAGCUGUUUCUUUCUGUCUCCUUCCCCCACCAUCAUAAGAUCACUUGAAGGGACUACGGAAGCUGUGUAGCUCUAUUCUACACAUAAGUAAACUGAGGUCCAAGGAGAUUACUUGCCAAAGUCACACAGGUAAUAAGGUAUAGAUAGGAUUUGAACCCAAGGUGAGCAAGCCCUUUUCCCUCUAUAGCAUACUACCUCUUGCCUACUUGUAGUCUGGGGAGACCAAAGUUACCUUCAGGAGAGAUCUUGAUUAAAGCCGGCCCAAGUGAAAUUAUGUAUCCCUUUAGGACUAGAAAGUCACCUAGGAAAAAAACACGCUAGAAUUUAUCUGGAAGAAAAAUAUUUGUCACCAUUUACGCUAAUUCUUAAAAACCUUACAUAGGAGAGGAAUGAGAAUUCCCCAAACUACUUUCUUAUCUGAUCUGAAAAUAAACACAGAAAUCACCAGCGGAGGCCAUUGCCAGAUAGUCCGAUAGAAGAUGAUAAAAAGGGACAUUUUCUCCUCCCUCCCCAGCCAGGAUAAGGACAUCAGAAAAUAGGGACUGUCAGUGACCCCAAGAUACAGAGCAUUGGGGAUGGGAACCACCCUGGAAAGAAUCCAUUUGUCAGAUGACAGAGCUGAGACCCAGGGAGAGGGAGUAAUUUAUUUAAGGUCACAGGCUCAGCCUGGGAGCUAGAACUCACAUUCCUCCUUCCAUGGGAAGGACUCUUUUCCUUGUAACACAGAUUAGGAGUUUACUGUUCUCAGCUCCCUCCCAACAGCAGCAUUUCCAUAGACCAGUAGGCACUCACCUUUUUCCCAUACUCCCAUAGCCAGUUUGGGGGUUCCGGGGCCAUGUUCCUAGUCCCUUGGGUUCUAGCCCCAACAUUUGUUCAUUGUGGAAACUAAGCAACUUCCACAGCUAACACUGCGGAAAGCUGAGCAAGGAGGUUGACUGAAAAAAAGCUCUAUUGUGGAUUCCACAGCCAAAUUGGUCCGAUGCCUGGCAGGUUAACAAGUAGUUUCCAUCUUGUUGUAUUCAAAUAGCCUUGUGAAGAAUAUACAGAGCUUACUGUUCCCAUUUCACAUAAAGGGAACCUUAAGGCCCAUAAAGAAGAAAUAAUGCUGGCCCAAGUCCAGGCAGUGUGAGCCAGGACAGAAAUUCGAAUCCCCGUGCCAGAGAGGGGGCAGAAAGUUUUCCUAUGUGGUUGAAGCAUACCAAGUGCUUAGGGGGUGUAGUGUGAGCCAAUAUUGGAAAAGAGGAGGCUCCAGUUUGUGGAAGGUCUCGAAGGAAGACGCAGUUUUAAAUUGUCAGGGAAACUAGAAAUCAUUUAGUCUAAGGAUUCUUAACCUGAUCUCUACAGACCUCCAGGGGCCCAGAGAAUAUCUGUGGACUUGGAUAGGAAAAAAAUUACUUUCACUAAGCUCGCAAUAAAAUUUAGUAUUUCCAGCUUCCUCAUUUUAAGGAUCAGGAAACUGAGUUCACAAGAUGCACUUUGUUAGUCUCAAGGAAUGAUUAAUUUCAGAUUCUAAUUAAUCCAGAUGAAUAAGUUUAUAUUUAAUAAAUAAGAAUUGAGUGCAGGGAAACUUUCAAAUUUAUCUGCUAUUUGUCGGUAUUGCGCUGUCCUUUUUCUAAAGCUAAAAUAAAGGGGUUAACUAUAGAGUCUCACCCAUCCCCCA
Antechinus flavipes (yellow-footed antechinus) is the source of this 4176-nucleotide messenger RNA. It is a transcript of the gene LRRC32, whose product is annotated as leucine rich repeat containing 32. Gene Ontology annotation, molecular function: protein binding. The transcript is spliced from 3 exons. Lineage: Eukaryota; Metazoa; Chordata; Mammalia; Dasyuromorphia; Dasyuridae. The record is from RefSeq and is a predicted model, not a curated record. Gene Ontology annotation, cellular component: plasma membrane. The coding region runs from base 209 to 2215 and encodes 668 amino acids.